GUGAAUUCACGCAGCCCCCGGGACAGAGGCUGUGACUGGUCCCACCCCAAGAUGACAUCACCCAAAACCAAAGCAAAGAAGAAACCACCCAAAGACAGCAUAACUCUGCUGCCAUGUUUUUAUUUUGUGGAGCUCCCCAUUGUCCUGUCCUCCUUGGUGUCCCUGUACUUCCUGGAGUUGACAGAUGUCCUUUCCCCGGCGAUGGUGGGCUUCCGUUGCUAUGACCGCGACCUCUCCAUGCCCUACGUCGAGACUGGAGAUGAGCUCAUCCCUCUGUUGAUGCUGCUGAGUUUAGCGUUCGCUGGUCCAGCAGCUUCUAUUAUGUUGGGGGAAGCGGUGAUGUACUGCAUGCAGUCCAAACUGAAGACCUGUCCCAAGUCAGAGGGGAGCAUAAACGCUGGAGGAUGCAGCUUUAACUCCUUCCUGCGCCGGACCGUGCGCUUUGUUGGUGUUCAUGUGUUUGGUCUCCUGGCAACAGCCCUAGUAACAGAUGUCAUCCAGUUAGCUACUGGUUACCACGCCCCUUUCUUCCUCACUGUGUGUCAGCCCAAUUACACAGCUCCGGGAGUAUCAUGUGACAACAACGCCUACAUCACGCAGGACAUCUGCAUGGGGAAAGACCAAUAUGCAAUCAUGUCUGCAAGGUUCGGACUGUUACUUAACUCCUGCUCUUCCCUGCAGGUCAUAGCCAUGUCGAAGCAGCAGGGUCACGGAGGAACCGCUUCAUCAACUAAGACAUCAGAAGGAGGCUCCUCCUCAGGUGGUGGCUCCAACUGCUCUGAGUCCCCUUACUACCGCAUUCCGUCUGAUCGAGACAGCUGCACUGGAAGCAACCCGGGGAGCGUCGCGGGUAGCGGGAGCAUCGUCACCAUUGACGCUCACGCCCCCCACCACCCGGUGGUGCGUGUGUCGGCCAGCAACGGCAAGCCGUGGGAGUGGAGGAACACCAUCAGUGGUAACAUGAUAACUGCCGAGCCGUCAGGCGACAAGCAUCGCGUCUCGCUGCAGCGGCAGGACAAUGUUUGCCACUACCGGGAUUACCGGACGCUGCCAGUGAAAACAGACUCGCUUGGCUCUUCCGCCACGAGCGGGAGCGCAGAUGUGGGGGCAGAGUUGCCUCCACCUCCCCUUCCAACUGCCUCCUCCCCUCUGCCUCCUCCACCUCAGCUGUCAUCCUCCCCUCUUCCACCACCACCCCCUCCUCAGUCAUCCCCUUCCCAGUUACCUCCACACUCAAGCUCUACCCCCAUGCCUCCACCGCCUCUUCCUCAUUCUAGUUCCCCUCAUUUGCCCCCAUCCCCUCACCCAUCCUCUUGCCAAAUGCCCCCACCUCCUCACCCCUCCUCCUUGCAAAUGCCCCCACCUCCUCACCCCUUAUCGAACCAGAUGCCUCCACCUCCUCACCCAUCUUCAUCUCCAUUGCCUCCUCCCCCUCCCCCUUCCUCCUCUAUGUCUAUGCCCUCUCACCCGUCCCACUCCAGCAUGCUGCCCCCUCCCCCCCACCCCGACCUGCUGAUGGACGGCCACGGCCAAGCCUUAUCCCGCUCCUCAACCCUUCCUCGCAGGCCCUCUGUGUCUUCUCGUAGCCAUGCCGAACAGGAGCACUACUACAAGGCCCUGCAAAAUGAGAGGAUGUUGUAGUUAAAGAGGGACAGGAAAGACAACAGACAUAGGAAUAUUAGACUCAAAAUGCCAUAACUGAAAGAGACAGAAAAAAAAAACAGGCUGCAACAGUUCAGUAGAGAUUUCCGACUUCUGAAAAAUGACAAAAAGGUUUAAAGCCACUGAGGGCGCUAAAGACAUUUGGGAGGUCUUUCAGUCUGUUUUUUUUUUUUUUUUCCUUGUAUAUCCUUCCACGGUACCAGCUGAGACUGAGACAAGAAGAGAGAAUGAAGGAAAGCAAGACUGAGGACAGGAAAAAAGAAAACAACUUUUUGCCUCUGGUUUUUUAGAGUUUCUUUGAGGAUGUGUUCAAAGGAGAAGCUGAAGAGACGGCAGCCUGAAAAGAGUUAUCACAAUGAAUGGUGUGGGAUUUGCUAAAUCAAGUUCCCCCAGAGAGGAGACUGAGAAAACAACUGCAGGCAGUGCUUGCUCAUCUUAAACCAGAGCAGCCAUUUGAGGUUUGCUGUCAUCUGUUUUACCUAACUGAAACUCUACUGAUUCAUCACGCCAUACAGCAGUAAAUAUGUUCAACUCAGCAAAUUCAGUCACGGGUUUAAGAGCAUUAACCACAGCUUACAAAGGCGUUAACAUCUCUAGCUGUCUAAUUUAGAAAAACCAAAUGUGGGCAUUGUGUUUUUGAUGCCAAGCCGGUUCAUCGUUAUCCACCAGAGAUGGUCGACUUAGAGAGGAGAAGCGAAUCAGUUUGACCAUGCUCUGCUGGGCAACCCCUUCAUGGAUGUCUCGAAUGGAUUAUUUGCUGUAAACAUUAGAAGCACUGGAAUGGAAAGAGAAUAGCUUCUAAAAUCAACAGUGCAGCCGGACCAUGCAGCACAAAGCGUAAAACCUGCCAUGGGUUGAAGAGCGAAGCUGCCGCUCGGAAUGGAGAUGAGCCUUUGUUUUUAAAUCCAGACUAGCCACCCAGGGAAGCAAGCCCUCCUGUCCCGCAUGUGGGAUAGGUGGAGGGUUUCAUCACCUUAGCUUCACAGAUCAACACUGAUCAAUUUCUCAGAAGAACGUCUAAGCAUCGUCUUUGUAAAAUGUAUUUUAUAUUCUUCACAAUAAAUCCUCUAACAACAAGGAUUUAUUCAGGGGAGCUUUUCAGGAAUCUGUUCAUUCACAGCUUUAUUCAAUCUAGACUAUCUCUCACCAGUUUUCAUUUACAUUUUUAAGGGUAAUGAGACAUUGUCAUCCUUGUUUGCCCUUUUAUCGUUGUACUAUUGCUUUUUUCUUUUAAAGAAAUGCAUAUUUUGUUCAAAUGAUUUGCAUGAACAGGUAGGAAAGAUCCUGAGAGGUUUCAGCUACACUGUUGAACACUAUUUUACAUUGCUGGAUUAGUCCCUCUUGUGUAAUAAUUAAACUUAAAACAUUGAUACAAAUUUUAAACCACAAUUUAGACAUUCUUAUUUUUUUAUCACUCUGUUUAAGCCCAGUAAAAAGGUGUAUCCUACUUUGGCUGCAAACUAAACUCUUUUUUUCUGAGGAAAAUCUCUGAGCUAUACUGUGAAAGUUCCAUUGCCAUUGUGAUUUCCACCAUUUCUCUGCAACAGCAUCCAACUUAUUCAAAUUACAGCCAGCAAAGUCUUACCAGAUACAACAGUCCAAACAAACGAGCAAAAGUUUUUAAAAUGUAAGAAAUAUCCAGGCUUGGUGCUCAUUCAGGGUAACUUUCAUAUUUCUAUUUUGUUUUUUAAGGAAGUUAUACCAAUGUAAAUAUGCCUUUAAAAUCAGACUUAAUAUUGAACCACAGUGAGGCCUCAAACUUAGAUGAGUUUGAAUCAUUUUUUGAAAACUCCAUUCCUGCUCUAGUCACUGAGUGAAGACAGUAAGGAAAACCUCUGUCUCAACUUUGUUACAUCUUGCUUUCACUAAUAUUACUUGACAAUUUAAUUAUUUAUCGGUAAAACAGUGUUAAUUAAUUUGAACCAAUAUUUACUGAACAUAAUCAAAAUACUUUUUAAACUUCUCAAACCUGUUGCAAAAUCAUCAUGUUGUUAGGCUAUUCUAAAGACAUCUGCAUUCAAAGUUAAAGCUAAUGUUUGGUUUGGUUAUUAAUUU
Molecule: messenger RNA, 3717 nt
Organism: Cyprinodon variegatus (sheepshead minnow)
Lineage: Eukaryota; Metazoa; Chordata; Actinopteri; Cyprinodontiformes; Cyprinodontidae
Product: lipid phosphate phosphatase-related protein type 3-like
Exons: 7
Coding region: 52-1641 (529 amino acids)
Biological process (GO): phospholipid dephosphorylation; phospholipid metabolic process; signal transduction
Molecular function (GO): phosphatidate phosphatase activity
Source: RefSeq, a predicted model, not a curated record